CAUUAGUUUAAUGUUUGCUGAAUCACCGGAAGCAAAAAGGAGGGCCCAGCAGAUACAAGCAAAAACGUGUGCAAGCUCUGGAGCUUGUCCUGCUCCUGCCUGCACUUCUGCAGAGGGAUGGGGCUGAUCCUGAAGAUUUUGAUCCCUUUGCUGGGACUGGUGCUGGCCUACUAUUUUUAUUCAGCUCCUGAGAACUUCAAUGAAGAGAUGCUCCGUGGGAAGCGGGUGAUCGUGACCGGAGCCAGCAGCGGCAUCGGGGAGCAGAUGGCCUAUCACCUCGCACGCAUGGAGGCCCACCUCCUGCUCACGGCACGCACGGAGGCCAAGCUGAAGAAAGUAGUGAGGCGGUGCCUGGAGCUGGGCGCCGCGUCCGCCCGCUAUGUGAGCGGUUCUAUGGAGGACGCCACGUUCCCCGAUGUGGUGGUGAAGGAGGCUGAGAACACCUGGGGCGGCCUUGAUAUGCUCAUCCUAAAUCACAUCGGUUACAGCUACUUCAACUACUUUGAUGGGGAUGUUGGGCACAUCCGAAAGCUCCUGGAGAUCAACUUCCUCAGCUACGUGGCAAUGACAGUGUCUGCCCUUCCCAUGCUGAAGGAGAGUGAUGGUAGCAUUGUUGUCCUUUCAUCCAUGGCAGGUAGAAUUGGCACCCCAUUUAUUGCUCCCUAUACUGCAACUAAGUUCGCCUUGGAAGGGUUUUUCAGCUCCUUGAGACAGGAAUUCAUCAUGGAAAAGGUCAACGUCUCCAUCACACUCUGCGUCCUGGGCUACAUUGACACAGAGAACGCGGUGCGAGCGGUCUCGCACGCCGUGCGGCACAAACCAGCGCCAAAGGAGGAAUGUGCACUGGAGAUCAUCAAGAGCGGGGCGCUGCGCCAGCGGGAGCUGUACUACCCAACCCGGCUGAUGGGCAACCUGCUGCUCCUCCGGGCCGUAGCCCCCGACUUCCUCGACUCCCUCAUCAGGGGCAACUAUAAGGUGGAAAACAUCAAAAGACCAUAGCACCCAGGGCAGGGAGCAUGCCAGGACACCUUGGGCCAGACAUGAGGGGUUUGGGUGUUAAUCUGGCUACUUGGGUGCCCUUUUCCAUACCACCAGGACAGCCCCAUGCUGAUGCACCCUGGCAAUCUGAAACAGCUUUAAAGAAUCCCAGACUGGCUUGGGCUGAAAGGACCUUAAAGCUCCUCCAGCUCCAACCCCUGCCCUGGGCAGGGACCCCUUCCACUGGAGCAGCUUGCUCCAAGCCCCUGUGUCCAACCUGGCCUUGAGCACUGCCAGGGAUGGGGCAGCCACAGCUUCUCUGGGCACCCUGUGCCAGCGCCUCAGCACCCUCACAGGGAAGAGCUUCUGCCUAAGAGCUCAUCUCAGUCUCCCCUUGGGCAGGUUAAAGCCAUUCCCCUUGGCCUGUCCCUGCAGGCCCUUGUCCAAAGCCCCUCUCCAGCUUUCCUGUUGGCCCCUUUAGGCACUAGAAGCUGCCCUAAGGUCUCCCUUAGGAACCUUCUCUUCUCCAGGCUGAACAACCCCAGUUCUCUCUGCCUUUCUAGGAUACACCAGAAGUCAGUAACACACAGCAUUAAAACAUCCUUUUUAGUAGUGAACUCUUGGCUUUUUUCCGACCAAGAGGCUUCUUUAGAGAAGCUCCUGACAGCAGGAUCUGCUGCCAGCAUCCUGCUCACCAGCAGGUUUCCUGAUCAGCCUUCCCACACCAAGAGCCACAAAGGCAGUGGUGCUGAGCCAAGGCCAGAAUGAACAGCACAGAGCACCCAAAGCCUCAAGAGCCUCUUUGAACUGUGCCUUUUUCAUUUGGUCAUAUAUCCCUUCUAGGCUGGUCUUUGUAAAAAUAAAUCCUGUGUUACAAGA
Molecule: messenger RNA, 1857 nt
Organism: Pezoporus flaviventris
Lineage: Eukaryota; Metazoa; Chordata; Aves; Psittaciformes; Psittacidae
Product: 11-beta-hydroxysteroid dehydrogenase 1-like
Exons: 7
Coding region: 118-999 (293 amino acids)
Biological process (GO): steroid catabolic process
Cellular component (GO): endoplasmic reticulum membrane; intracellular membrane-bounded organelle
Molecular function (GO): steroid binding; 11-beta-hydroxysteroid dehydrogenase (NADP+) activity
Source: RefSeq, a predicted model, not a curated record